AGUGGUAGAGACGGUAAUUCGUUCAAGAUUUUUCAUUAAGUUUCUUCUUUGAAACCAACAUCUUCCGGCUGACAACAUCAGAUUCCUCGUUAAUUAGUUUUGCACUCCCUAAUUAGGGAUACAAUGAUAUCGGUACUCCCAUUCGGGAAUGUCAGAAACAAGAAUCGUUGAGGAAAAGAAAGACGUAAAGUUAUUCAACCAUAAAUUGGUAGGUAUAUAUAAGAGAUGAAAACUUGUCGAACUUCAUCAAAAAGUCAAACAAAGCCGUUGAGUUUAUCAACGUGUCAACGAUCAGUAGUCACCAGACGUUCGCGCAAUUCGUUUCGUUGUAGCAGUACGUUCGUCGUUCGUAAACACUUAACAGGUUUCCAGAACACCAAAAUGGCAUCGUUAAGUUCAUCAAUGUUAUUGUUGAUAAUAUUAUCAACAAUAGCUUUUGGACAACAAUUGAAACCUGGUGCAUGUCCACCACCAAUAUCAUUUAACAUCCGCACAAAUCUUUGUAAUAAUGAUAUGGACUGCAUUGGAUCUGAGAAAUGUUGUCUUACGAAUUAUGAAGGUACAAUUUGUGUGAAGCCCAUCACAGAAACCGUUAAUGUUGUAAAACAAGGUUCUUGUCCGAUUAUACCAACUGGACGAUGGAUAUGUACAUCAACUUGUCGAUCGGAUGGCGAUUGCAGAGGCAUCAAAAAAUGUUGCCAAAAUCGAUGUGGCGCUUUGGCUUGUCAAAAUCCUGAACCUGAUUAUGACCCAAUUGAAUACGAUUAUUCGCAACCAUCUGUUAUAUUUCGCAGGAAUAGAUGGUAACAAUUAAAUAUUGAAUGACCGUGUAAAAUUUCGAUGAACUUACUUUAAUGUUAUAUGUUCUAUCGUACGUGCCAUAAGCGACUUUAGUAUAUUCGUAAUAUGCGAUAACACGAUUUACUUAUCAAGACAUUAAAUUUUGCAACGUAUUAAAUGAAACGCUUGAAAUAUAACUCAUCAAAUGUUUGAUAUAUUUCUUUAAUGACGCUUAAUUCGUUAUAUUUCGCAUUUCUUUCUAAUAGU
Molecule: messenger RNA, 1047 nt
Organism: Vespa mandarinia (Asian giant hornet)
Lineage: Eukaryota; Metazoa; Arthropoda; Insecta; Hymenoptera; Vespidae
Product: whey acidic protein
Biological process (GO): innate immune response; antibacterial humoral response
Cellular component (GO): extracellular region
Molecular function (GO): serine-type endopeptidase inhibitor activity
Source: RefSeq, a predicted model, not a curated record